Sitodiplosis mosellana (orange wheat blossom midge) is the source of this 1898-nucleotide messenger RNA. RefSeq names its product AH receptor-interacting protein. Bases 783 to 1754 code for a protein of 323 amino acids. NCBI's taxonomy places the organism in Eukaryota, Metazoa, Arthropoda, Insecta, Diptera, Cecidomyiidae. Gene Ontology annotation, molecular function: protein binding; peptidyl-prolyl cis-trans isomerase activity. The record is from RefSeq and is a predicted model, not a curated record. The transcript is spliced from 6 exons.
GGUGUGACUGAGAACCAAAUAAAAAAACAUUUAGAUAAAUAUUAUAUCUAGACAUGCAUGUAAAUGUAAUGGAAAUACAAGGCCGUUUGGCGAAAAAACAUGACCAAUGGCCAAAGUUCAAAACAAACAAACAACAAACAAUCAAUAUCAUCCUUACAUCCCGUUUCAUCCUGGAUUUGAGCAAUUUCCUCUUGACGUAAAAGUAACGACGACUUAUUUCCCAUGAUAAAUGAGUUCUUGAAGCAAAAAGUGCGAAAGUUCACUGAUUUUACAAGCGCUCGAAGUGAACAAUUUUCUAUUACUUAUUGCGUGUUUUAUAAGUACUGGAACAUUGACUGUCUCUCAAUAACAAUAAAACUGAACGUCAUUGACAGCUUGCCAUUUGACGUAACUUGUUUAUUGCCCAACUAGCAUUGUUACUCACUUCUUCCGAAAUUAUACCUAUUUUUCACAAUUUUAUCCCUUUAUUGAGAUAUUUUUUGCACUUUUCUUGAACUAUAUUUAUAUUCUUUUUCUUGUUCAAAUUCUAAGUUUUAUGCGUUGUUAAAUCUUUUUCGCGAAACGAUAACACACUGAUUAAUUGUUUUGGUAGAUGUGUCCAACCCUGCUGAAUAUUAGCACGUUUGACCUUAGAUUGUCAUGCAUUGCACUGAAAACAAACGAAUACAAAUUAAAUCUUCCAACAUCACAGUGUAGAAAAUAACAUUUGAUUAUUGACUAAAAAUUGGUGGAUUCUAAAAUAUUUGUGAUUUGCAUUAUAUACUAUUUUGAUACACCGUAUCAUGGAUUCUAGCGACAGUGACAGUGCUUUAAUCAAAAAGGAAAUCAUUUACAGGGGAUCCGAAUAUAUACCAUUGGUUGAUGGCACAAAAGUGAGAUUUCAUUAUCAAACAAAGACAUGCUACGAAAAUGAGGAGCAAAAAGUGAUUGAUGACAGCAAGAAGGGUGGAAAGCCAAUGGAAUUAAUUAUCGGGAAGAAAUUCAAAUUCGAAGUAUGGGAAGCGAUUGUGAAGAAAAUGUCUUUAAACGAAGUGGCAAAGUUUCACGUAAACAAAUCGCUCGUGGCCCAAUAUCCAUUUAUAUCGAAAACACUGCGCGAUAUUGAUAAACCCAAAGAGGAAAGAAAGCACUGCUGCGGCAUGACAAUUCAAAAUGAAGGUAUUGGCUACAAAGAUUUGGACGAUCUGUUUACAAAACCAUGUGAUCUCGAGUUUAUUAUUGAAUUAAUUUCGGUUGAGCUACCAAACGAGUAUGAGAAAGAAAAUUGGCAGUUAUCCGAGAAUGAAAAAUUUAAUACAAUAAAAGAAUGUCGUGAGAUCGGAAAUGAACUCUAUCGAAAUGGGAAAAUUGACGAAGCCGAAGAAAAGUAUAGAUCUGCGUUAGCUAUCAUUGAACCACUAUUGCUGAAAGAGAAGCCACACGACACGGAAUGGCUGGAAUUAAUUAAAAUCAAGAUUCCACUGCUGCUCAAUUACGUGCAGUGUAAAUUGAUAAAGAAGGAUUAUUACGCGGUGAUUGAACAUUGCAGCGAAGUAUUGAAGCAUGAGCCAAACAAUGUCAAAGCAUUGUAUCGAAGAGCAAAAGGGCAUGUCGGGGCAUGGAAUACUGAUGCCGCCAAAAAUGACUUCCAGAAGUGUCUGCAACUCGAUAGCAGUCUAACAAAAAGCAUUAAUCGAGACCUGGAACAACUGAAUCAAGAUAUCAAAUUGAACGAAGUCGAAGCAAAGCUACGAUAUAAAAAUCUGUUCUCUUGAGUAAAAUGAUUGCAAACUAGUUAAUUUUCGGUAAUAAUGGAAUAUAUGUAAUGUCGUCCUGUAAAUUUCGUAACCACCAAGACCAAAGUGUACCAUUUUCAGUCAAAUUGAAAUAAAUGCUUGAUUUGUUGUUUCCCAGUGAAA